This is a messenger RNA of Glossina fuscipes, 6237 nucleotides long. It is a transcript of the gene Pi3K68D, whose product is annotated as phosphatidylinositol 4-phosphate 3-kinase C2 domain-containing subunit beta. Gene Ontology annotation, molecular function: 1-phosphatidylinositol-4-phosphate 3-kinase activity; phosphatidylinositol binding; 1-phosphatidylinositol-3-kinase activity. Lineage: Eukaryota; Metazoa; Arthropoda; Insecta; Diptera; Glossinidae. Gene Ontology annotation, cellular component: cytoplasm; plasma membrane; phosphatidylinositol 3-kinase complex. The record is from RefSeq and is a predicted model, not a curated record. The transcript has 17 exons. The coding region runs from base 546 to 6146 and encodes 1866 amino acids. Gene Ontology annotation, biological process: cell migration; phosphatidylinositol 3-kinase/protein kinase B signal transduction; phosphatidylinositol-3-phosphate biosynthetic process.
CAUUCUUUUUAUAAUGUAUUUUACAAUGUAUUAUUGUUGGCUUUUUUAUAUAGUGCAGAAGAGCUCCUUCUACAUUUUUCACAUUCCGAAAUAUAAUUAGUUAUUAAAAUUGAAAAUUAAUAAAAAUUGUAAAUUCCUUUUAAAAAAAUGUGAAGAUUAACAAAAAAAAAAUGUUAACGGGAAAGCAAUCAGGGAAAUAAUUUGUGUCAUCGUGUGCGUGUGUAUAAACACGCACGACGUCAGUGAAAUAUUAUGUGGAAAGAAUGAAAAAACUUAAAAAAACAUCAAGUGCAGAUAGGAAAAUGAGUGAAACUAUUUUAAUCAACUGGAAAAAUUAGAGCAAACUUAAAGAAACCAACACAAUCAGCAAACAUUUAUGCAAAUUUGUUUGCAUGUUAUUAAGUAAGUUAAUGGAUGAAUACAUUGCAGAUAUCUUUUCAACGUUGCGAAAACAACCUCUCGAAGCUUCUGAAUACCUCAUCUUAAUCAAUUUUAAUUGACGCCUUUUCCAAAAUAACUUAUAAGACCGACAAAAAAAAAAAAAUAUGUCUAAUCAUACUGACAUUGAUUACGAAAAGAAAUUCCGUGAGGAUUUGGCCAAAGCGACAGCGCUUAGUUUAGAACAGCAGGCUUUAGAUGAAUACAAUCGUACGAAAAAAUAUGGGCAUUCAUACUCAGAGGCCACACAACAAGAAGCAAAAAAUAAAUAUUAUGCUCAGCUCAGAAGACAAGAAUUUUUACGUGGGUUUAAAGUGGAAUCAACGGGCGGUGGCUCGCAAGACGAGCCACUCCAGAAACCCCUAACGUUACCACAAAGACGUCAUUCCGAGGUAACGCAUCGUCAACAAGUGGGUGUAACUAUACGCCAUACACCCUUAGAAAGGUCAAAAACUCCUCCACCUUCCUCCACGGGACCGGAAAGUGAUUUAAUUAAUUUUUCUAGUCCCACAUCAAAGAAACCGGAACAAAACACUUUUGAAAAGUUAAUACAAAAUUUACAAAAGCUGCAAACCACAACCCAGCAGACUGCUUUAAUGCCGUUAGGUCCAACAGCAGCUGCUCCUAUAUAUCCAGUAUAUAUAGGAGCUACGGCUGCAACGCCAGCAACAUCUACGCCGUUUGUUGGACGCGCGAGUUUGCAGUUGGUACCAUUUACUUCUCCACCACAACAACAAAAGGUUUCCUUAACCCACGACGAAUUGCAAAAACUUUACAAUAUGCGAACGCCAUCAACAGCGAGUCUCUACGGACCGCGACAAAUGGGCUUCGUGGCGUCACCAGCAUCUAGUGUUGUGGGUUCAUAUUACUCCCAAAUCCCAGCCGUCCCCAGUGGAGGAACUUACGCUACUGCCACAACAGCCAAUAUUCCACCAGUUUAUUCGAAUGCAUAUGGUUUCUCACAUCAAAGUAUUACUUCGCAGCAAGCUUAUCAGUCAACUAGAGAUGGGGCUGCUAACACCAGUUCCGAUAACGGUACAGUGGCCCCUUCUCUACCGAGUAUGCCUUCUGGCUUACGUCGUCACACGCCUCCUGUUCGUAAAUCGCGUUCAGGCGAUGAUUUAAUCGAUUUAAGUCAAGAAGAUGACUCUCGGGUUAGUGUGCUGGAAGCGUUUGAUCCUUUGUUAAACGAAAACGAUGAUGAGAGCGACAAAGCAUCUGACUGCACUUCUUACUAUGCGGAAUAUGAUCCCUUUGAUUACUUGUAUAGUGGUGGCAGUACUCAUUACUCAGAUCCCGUUUAUGAGGCAGUUAAUAAAUUUGAUAAAACAGCCGUGAACGUGAAUGUUGGAGACAAGACGAAUUGCAGCAAUAGCCAUUUUCAAAAAGAAGAUAGCCUUUCAUUGGGACCACUUACCCCACCACCACCUUUACCGCCACGUAACAGCAGCGGUCAAGGCUAUGAUAUUACCACAAAUACUUUCGCUAAUAGUUCAUCAUUUACGGAUCGUUUUAUUAGCAAUGCAGUAGGUAACAAACCAAAUGUGCCUGCGUCGGAACUGAGUCAUGUGCUAGAUCGUCGAAAAACUGGCUCUCGCUUAUACGAAAUGGUUACUGAGCGUCGUACUGUUGAUUCAGAGUUAUUAGAUUUUUAUUUUAUGGUAAAAUCUUUAAGACAACAUUAUUUGUAUGACGAUGAGACUACAAAUGUUGGUCAUAUAAUAGCUUCAGAAUUCAGUUAUCAUUAUCCGGUUGAAACUAGCAUAAAAAUACUGGUGCAUCCGGCAAUAAAUAUUCUUUUUCCGGAAGCGGAGGCUAACUCGCCUAACAAGGCCCAAUUUAAAGGUUAUGGUGUACCAGUUGUAUUUACAUGCGAUAUAAAUACUCCCGUAGAAUUGGUAAUAGUGCAGGCAUUUUGCUGUUUGGAAGGUCAAAUACGUGGCUCUGUGAAUGAUUGUGCCGCAAAACCCAUAGGGGUAGCAGAAUGGUUAUCAAAUUUAUCUAAACUCAGUCAACUAGAAUGCGUUCACAAUAGUUUAAAAAUGGAAAAGGAUGUCCAGUUAGGUUUAUGCCUAAAAACAGAGGGCAAUAUGCGGGUUAUAGCACGGACUCAACGUGAUGAUUAUAAUGAUUGCGAUUUACGUCCUGAGGAUGUUUUGCCUAAUGAAAUGGCCACCACAAUAACUUACGAUAAUAUGAUGAUUUUAAUUGAAACAUUGGAGACAGAGAUCGAUAAGCUGGAGUCGGCAGCUGGAGAUUAUAAUUCUCGCGCUAUGCUUUCUUGCUCCGGCGUUGUACAGGGCGUUAAAGCCAUUUGUGCCUUAUUGGGUUCUAUUGAUACACUGGAGAUAGCCGCUUGUGUAGGAGAAUUAAAACAUCUAUGCGAAGGAGGUCAACGUAAAUAUUCCAGUUCGUCCAAUAAUCCAGAAAUUGUCAGUGAUUGUGGCGAUUAUGCUGAAGUGAAUUUGAGACCGCGUUCGAUGUUGGAAAAAAUUAGACUAAAAUGUAAUCAGUUGCGCGAUGCCGUCCAAGAGCUAAUCGAGCUUUAUUCAAAUGUUUUUCGAGUUGAUUUUUCCGUGAAAACCGUUGAUUAUUCCAGUACUCCUCUACAUAUCUCAUGCGUUUUAAAACCGGUAGUGGUCAGUAUUAAUUGUCUACAUCGCCCGCCACCUCUAUGGAAAUAUGAUAAUUAUUCGCUAGGUGUACAAAUUAAUUACGGAUCACGUUUCAUCUCAGAUCCGGUCGUGACAAGAUGCUCAAAUGAUACCAGUGGUGGAUUGUUUGCGCGUUUAAAUUUUUCUGCUUGGAUUACGUUUGAGAAAAAUCCCAUCUGCACUUUACCACGGGAGGCACGUUUAUUAUUCGUUUUAUAUGGUAUACAAAUAGCGGAGAAUGAACCGAAUUCUAAUGAAAGUACAGAAAAGCGUCAAAUAACUACCGAAUUGGGUUGGUGUGCAAUACAGCUUUUCGAUUAUAAAAGAGAAAUGAUUUGUGGUUCAUAUUUGUUGUCUAUGUGGCCGGCCACAGCAGAUAAAUUCCUGGGGCCUGCUCCGGCACGUGGAUGUCAUCCGCAGCCUGAUUUUUGUCCGGUGUUAAGCAUUGAAAUCCCACCAUACGGAGGACGCAUACAAUUUCCGGAACCUGUAAAGAACCCAAAACCAGCCGCUAAAUACGAUUUUAAUUCCUUGGACACUAAUUUGCAACAAGAGCUUUUGGAUACCGCCGAACAAGGGUAUCUCGGCGCUACCGACAAACGUGAAGUCUUUUGGGAGAAACGCUUAUAUUUGCACAACUUUCCCUACGCACUAGCCAAAGUUUUGCAUGCUGCUCACAGUUGGGAUUAUGCCAGUCUCAUGGAUUUACAUUCUCUUUUACAUUCUUGGUCGCCUCUAUCACCCCUACAAGCUUUGGAGUUAUUAUUGCCUCGCUACCCGGAUGCCAAAGUGCGAGAAAAAGCAGUGGAAUGGAUUUCACAGUUAUCCAACGAUCAAUUAGCGGACUAUUUGCCGCAAUUAUUGCAAGCGCUUAAACAUGAUACAUAUGAAGCAUCGGCUAUGGCUAAAUUCUUACUUUGUAAGUGUUUGGAAUCACCACGUAUAGCCCAUCAUAUGUAUUGGCAGUUGGUGCAUUCGUUGCCGGGGGAUGAUCCACAAAAUUCCAUUGAUUCGUCUUCGGUAGCAAAUGAAUUGGACGCCUCUUUAAUAACACAAGCUCGUUACUAUCGUCGCAAUAAAAUGAUGCUACGUGCUCUGUUGGCAAUAUGCGGUGAAAAGUUGUCCAAGCGUUUUCUUCUUCAAAAUCUUAUGUGUAAAAAUUUAGCGAAUAUUGCUGAGUCUGUCAAAGAAGCUAAAGAAUCUAUGCGUCAAAAGAUUUUAUGCGCUGGAAUGGACGGCGUGCAUCAAGAGUUGUUAGACAAACCUACUUCAUUGCCGUUGGGUCCCGAACUAGAGAUUAUCGGGGUUAAUGUGCGCACUUGCAGUUAUUUCAAUUCAAAUACAUUGCCCUUGAAAAUCUCCUUCAUAGGAUCCGAUAAUGAACUGUUGCCAGCAAUAUUUAAGGCUGGUGAUGACUUACAGCAAGACAUGCUUACUAUACAAUUGAUACGUGUUAUGAAUAAAAUGUGGUUAGCUGAGGGUUUGGAUUUAAAAAUUGUGACUUUUAAUUGCGUUCCCACCGGCUAUAAGAAGGGCAUGAUUGAGUUAGUAUCCGGCGCUGAAACGUUAAGAAAAAUUCAAGUUGAAUAUGGUUUAACGGGCUCAUUUAAGGAUCGUCCUAUAGCCGAAUGGUUGGCGAAACAAAAUCCCAGCCAAUUGGAAUAUCAAAGAGCAGUAAAGAAUUUUACGGUUUCUUGUGCGGGUUAUAGCGUGGCGACAUACAUAUUGGGAAUUUGUGAUCGCCACAAUGACAAUAUAAUGCUAAAAACAUCUGGCCAUUUAUUCCAUAUAGAUUUUGGAAAAUUUUUGGGUGAUGCUCAAAUGUUUGGCAAUUUUAAAAGAGAUCGUACACCGUUUGUUUUAACUUCGGAUAUGGCUUACGUUAUAAACGGAGGUGAUAAGCCUUCUACAGACUUUCAUUACUUUGUGGACUUAUGUUGUCGUGCCUUCAAUAUCAUACGUAAACAUGGUGAUUUAAUUUUACAUAUGUUAGCCUUAAUGGCUACGGCUGGCAUACCAGGAGUAACAGCGGAUGCUGUAACUUAUGUAAGAAGGGCACUAUUACCAUCGCAAUCGAAUCCUGAGGCCGCUGCCUCAUUUGCUAAAAUGAUACAAUUUUCAUUAAAAAGCUGGUUCACCCAAUUCAACUUUUUCUUGCACAAUUUAGCGCAAAUGCGUUUCACCAAUGACGAAGGCAGCGGAGAAUUAUUAUCAUUUGUUCCUAGAAAAUAUACAAUGCAACAAGAUGGCCGCUUGAAAAGUGUUAUGGUUGUGCGCUGUCAAAAGCAUUACGAUAUGGAAAAAUAUUAUACAUAUAUACUAAGAGUUACUAGGCAUGGUCAACCAGAUCCUACACAUCUAUUCCGUUCCUAUAAAGAAUUCACCGAAUUUCAUCAAAAAUUAUGUUUACAUUUUCCAUUAGCCAAAUUACACAGUUUACCCAGUGGCAUCCAUGUGGGCCGCUCGAAUGUCAAAUCGGUGGCUGAGCGACGGCUACCGGAAAUACAAAAAUUUCUCUUAUCUCUGUUCAAUUCAGCCGAUGAGAUAGCACACUCGGAUCUGGUUUACACUUUCUUUCAUCCGUUGCUAAGAGAUCAGCAAGAGGCAAAUUUGGAAAUGUCAAAAGUCAGAGAGGUACGACCACAAACGUGGCGGGAAUAUAGCAACGAAGUAGGUCAGUUAAAAUUAUCUUUGCAAUAUCGUCGCGAAGUUUUGACUGUAAUGAUACAUCACGCGAAAGGUUUGUCUUUGCUUCAGGGCGGUCAAGAACCCAAUACCUAUGUUAAAUGCUAUUUGAAACCGGACGAUAAAAAGGCUACGAAACGUAAGACCAAAGUUGUUCGUAAAACUUGCGUGCCAAGCUAUAUGGAAACUUUGGAGUAUCGCAUGCCUUUGGAGAUAAUAAAAAAUCGCGUUUUACAUGUCACUGUAUGGUCCCACGACACUUUACAAGAAAACGAAUUGCUCGGUGGUUUUCAAAUCGAUUUGAGUCAAUAUGAUCUGCGCAAAGAGCUGAUUGAUUGGUUUCGCUUGGGCUAUGUGUCACGUUAUUGAUAAAUAAAAAUAUCUUAUAAAACAUUUCAGUUGUUUAAGGAAUUGUUGUUUAAAAAAAUAUUGCAAAAGUUUUAUAUGCAUAUAUAUGAAU